GCGCCGGGAGCCGCCGGGAGCGGCGCGGGCACGGGGAGCGGCAGGGCCGGGAGAGGCAGCGGGCAGGGAAGGACACAUUUUGUGUGGUGCUCUUUUAGCCACUUACCUGAUUUGAGUUUCUACAGUGACCAGCAGCGAAGGGAAAAUAUUUUAUCAUGUCGGAGUUCUGGCUAAUUUCUGCCCCAGGAGACAAAACAAAUCUGCAGGCAUGGGAGAGAAUGAACACUGUGACAUCUAAAUCCAACUUGUCCAGCAACAGUAAAUUCCAUAUUCCAGACUUAAAGGUGGGGACACUGGAUGCUCUUGUUGGUCUGUCAGAUGAGUUGGGAAAACUUGAUACCUUUGCUGAAAGUGUAAUAAAGAAAAUAGCCCAGUACAUAGGAGAAGUUAUGGAGGACUCAAAAGACAAAGUCCAGGAAAAUCUUCUGGCCAAUGGAGUUGACCUCAUUAGCUACCUGACACGGUUUGAGUGGGACAUGGCCAAAUACCCCAUAAAGCAGCCACUGAAGAAUAUAUCAGAAGCAUUAUCAAAGCAAGUGACUCAAAUAGAAGCAGACCUGAAGACCCGAUCAGCUGCGUACAAUAACAUUAAAGGAAAUUUGCAAAGCCUGGAGAAGAAAACGAUGGGAAAUCUUCUGACCCGGACCCUGGCAGACAUCGUGCACAAAGAAGACUUUGUUCUCAACUCUGAGUACCUUAUCACGCUGCUCGUCGUGGUGCCAAAGUCAAGCUAUGUACAGUGGCAGAAGACCUAUGAAUCACUCUCAGAUAUGGUAGUACCUCGCUCCACCAAAAUGAUUGCUGAGGAUGCAGAGGGAGGACUCUUCACUGUGACCCUAUUUAGAAAAGUGAUGGAUGACUUUAAGGCUAAAGCCAGGGAGAACAGGUUCAUGGUUCGAGAAUUUUAUUAUGAUGAGAAGGAACUGAAAUGUGAAAAGGAAGAGCUGAUGAAAUUAGCUUCUGACAAGAAGCAACAAUAUGGCCCCUUACUGCGCUGGCUGAAGGUGAAUUUCAGUGAAGCAUUUGUGGCUUGGAUUCACGUGAAAGCCUUGAGAGUUUUUGUUGAAUCUGUCCUCAGGUAUGGCCUCCCUGUGAAUUUCCAAGCAAUGCUGCUGCAGCCAAACAGGAAGUCUGUGAAGCGCCUGAGAGAUGUCCUGAACGUGGUCUUCAAGCACCUGGAUGAAGUUGCAGCAGCAAGUAUAAUGGAUCCUGGCAUGGACAUCCCUGGGUUACAACUGAGCAAUCAAGAAUACUAUCCUUAUGUCUAUUUCAAGAUUGACCUCAGUCUUCUUGACUGCAGUUAAAGAAGAAUUGCUCAAGCUUCAUCUAUUAAGUUUCAAGACUGUCAUGUUACUGUAAAACAAUCUUUAGCUGCUGAAAGUCAAAUUAAAAUGCAACUACUGUAGCAGGAUGAGCUUCCUACCACUUCUAGUAAUUUUUAGUGACUACAGUAAAAGUUCUCUCUUAUUCAUAGUUUUACAAAAACAUAUUUCAGAGGCAGAGGUACUAUGGUAGUAUUUAUUUUUUUGGUAAAUUACAAAGAUGGAAUAUCUACUGGACUUGAAAUAAAGCAAAUUAAAAAGUAUGGUGGCUAACGGA
Molecule: messenger RNA, 1599 nt
Organism: Zonotrichia leucophrys gambelii
Lineage: Eukaryota; Metazoa; Chordata; Aves; Passeriformes; Passerellidae
Gene: ATP6V1C2
Product: ATPase H+ transporting V1 subunit C2
Exons: 13
Coding region: 156-1304 (382 amino acids)
Biological process (GO): proton transmembrane transport
Cellular component (GO): lysosomal membrane; vacuolar proton-transporting V-type ATPase, V1 domain
Molecular function (GO): proton-transporting ATPase activity, rotational mechanism
Source: RefSeq, a predicted model, not a curated record